AUGCCCGAGUCGAAACCGAGCUCCGCUCCGAGCUCAAAGCCUUCCUCCAUCAAAUCUUCUGAUGGCGUAAAACGGUCUCCCGGCCUUCGGCCUCAGGACGCCGAAAGCCCUUCACCCGCCGGCAGCGACUAUGGCAAGCCUGUGGAGAAGUCUUCUGUCAAAGAUCGCUUCACUCGCAUGUUCUCCUCCAAAGAACCGUCCCGGGCUGCUACCCCUAACCCCUCCACCAACGGCGCUGCCAACGGCAUCAGUGACGCUUCUGGCCGUCCCCGCGGCUCCUCCGUCAAUAGCACCUCGGCUUCCAAAGCCGUCAAGGACGCCGCCGCAGCUGAUAAGCCUGCCGAUAAAGACAAAUCCGCCCAGGCCCAGGGGAAACCAGCCGCUCCUAAAGAAGGCAGUUCCCGUUUCAUAUCCAAUUCUGACGUCCAAGGCGCUCACGAGCAUUAUCUCAAGUCUAGUCGCCGUCAAGAGAAGCUCUCUGACAUGUGGCGCAGUCUCAUUGGCAAAAAGGCCGAGCCUACGCCGGACAGCGAUCUCUCUCUCGUCUCCAAUUGGGUCGACUCUCUCCGCCAGGAAAAGGAAGAUGCUGCCAACGGUGCCAAGAUUAGUCCCCACACCACGUCUACAACUCUCGUCGAGAAGUACGGCAAGUGCCAGGAGAUUGUUGGCCGCGGCGCCUUUGGUAUUGUCCGCAUAUCUCACAAAAAGCUCGGUGCCGGUGAGAAGCUCUUUGCUGUCAAGGAGUUCCGCCGCCGGCCCGAGGAAACUGAGAAAAAGUACAGCAAACGUCUCACGGCCGAAUUCUGCAUUUCUUCUUCGCUCCGUCACCCCAAUGUCAUCCACACCCUGGACCUCCUCAAGGAUGCCAAGGGUGACUAUUGUGAAGUAAUGGAAUUUUGCGCUGGAGGCGAUCUCUACACACUUAUCCUCUCUAGUGGCAAGCUCGAGGUCCAGGAAGCCGACUGCUUUUUCAAGCAGAUGAUGAGGGGAGUCGAAUACCUUCACGAGAUGGGUGUAGCCCACCGUGAUCUCAAACCCGAGAACCUGCUCCUCACUACCCGCGGCGCGCUCAAAAUUACCGACUUUGGCAAUGGCGAGUGCUUCCGCAUGGCCUGGGAGACCGACGCCCAUAUGGUUUCGGGCCUCUGCGGCUCCGCGCCUUACAUUGCCCCCGAAGAAUACACCGACAAGGAAUUCGACGCCCGCGCUGUCGAUGUCUGGGGCUGUGGUGUCAUCUACAUGGCCAUGCGUACUGGCCGCCAUCUCUGGCGCGUUGCCAAAAAGGACGACGACGAAUUUUACGCCCGCUAUCUCGAGGGUCGUCGCGACGAAGAUGGCUACGGACCUAUUGAGUCUCUUCAUCGGGCUCGCUGUCGAAACGUCAUCUACUCUGUCCUCGACCCUCAUCCCACAAGGCGCCUGACAGCCGCGCAGGUGCUCAAGUCUGAGUGGGUGCGCGAGGUAAAACUUUGCAAGGCUGGCGAAGAGGGUCUCUAA
This is a messenger RNA of Cordyceps fumosorosea ARSEF 2679, 1497 nucleotides long. RefSeq names its product serine/threonine-protein kinase hal4. Gene Ontology annotation, biological process: intracellular signal transduction; intracellular monoatomic cation homeostasis; protein phosphorylation. The record is from RefSeq and is a predicted model, not a curated record. The coding region runs from base 1 to 1497 and encodes 498 amino acids. Lineage: Eukaryota; Fungi; Ascomycota; Sordariomycetes; Hypocreales; Cordycipitaceae. The transcript has 2 exons. Gene Ontology annotation, molecular function: ATP binding; protein serine/threonine kinase activity.